Messenger RNA from Fulvia fulva, 531 nucleotides. RefSeq names its product Putative thiosulfate sulfurtransferase, mitochondrial. The transcript has 2 exons. The record is from RefSeq and is a predicted model, not a curated record. Gene Ontology annotation, cellular component: mitochondrion. Lineage: Eukaryota; Fungi; Ascomycota; Dothideomycetes; Mycosphaerellales; Mycosphaerellaceae. Gene Ontology annotation, molecular function: thiosulfate-cyanide sulfurtransferase activity. The coding region runs from base 1 to 531 and encodes 176 amino acids.
AUGUCCUUCGCGCGUCCAGCAGCCACUGCUGUCAUUACAUCGAAUGUUUGCCGACAGUGCCAACGAACAACCCAACGGAGCUUCACACAAGCAGCACGAGCACAGAAGCUCACACAACGAUCGAUUGCACCUUCCCUCAUGUCAGUCAGAUGGCACUCUGCCCCCGUGUCAAACUCCAAAGUGUACGACUUCAGCAAGAUCAAGCAGAUCAGUGACAACCCCUCAGACGAUAUCGUCCUCAUAGACGUCCGCGAACCAUCCGAAUACAGCGCCGGCUACAUCCCCACCGCAAUCAAUGUCCCCAUCAAAUCGCAAGCAGACGCAAUGUUCCUGCCCGCAGACGAAUUCGAGGACAGGUUUGGCUUCGAGAAGCCCAGUGCGGAUAAAGAGGUUGUGUUUUACUGUAAGAGUGGAGUGAGGAGUAGUGCUGCUGCACAGCUGGCACAACAGAUUGGAUACCAGAAGGUGGCUGAAUAUAGAGGCAGCUGGUGGGAUUGGGAGAAGAACGGUGGUGAGGCGAAGAAGCCUUGA